Molecule: messenger RNA, 1035 nt
Organism: Prunus armeniaca (apricot)
Lineage: Eukaryota; Viridiplantae; Streptophyta; Magnoliopsida; Rosales; Rosaceae
Source: the annotation of a GenBank genome assembly
AUGAUCAACAACCCCCAUUUCAUAACCACACACCUCUCCAAUUCCACGCGUACCUCCAGCAGUCUCUUUUUCAAGCGCUUGGUCCUCAAGAACACCGAAACCGACGACGGGGAAACUCUCCUCACAUUGGUUAGUAACAGCUACGACAAUGCUGGCGAAGAUGCUGCUGAUGAGAAUGAGCAAAACAAGAGUCAUAGUUUUGUCGCCGAAGACACAGCUAGGGAACAAUGUUUUGGGUUUGAGGAUUUGAAAUCUGUGACUCUUCAUGGGCAUGCUGACGGGAUCAUUUGUCUAGCCGAUUCCGACAACAACGUGGUUUUAUGCAACCCGACAACCAGGGAAUUCAAAAAGUGUGCUUCCCCUGACCUAGGUGUUGGUGCUUUGGGAUUUGGAAGCGACCCGAAAACCAGGAAUUUCAAAGUUGUUAACAUUACUGAAAACGGUGAGGGCGACGACAACGACUGCGAUGAUAUGUUGUACUGCAAGGGAUUUUGUUAUUGGGCCGGAAAUGAGCAACUGAAGGAGUUCAUCAGUGUGUUUGACAUGACGGAGAACCAAACAGUUAGGCAAUUGAUCGUUUCGUUUGAUAUAGUUGACGAGGUUUUUCAUCCUAUAUUGUUUCCCGACAUCAUAUACGACUCGGGCUAUAGUCCAUAUAGUCAGCUUGUUGUGUGGGACAAAUCCGUUGCUCUUUAUGCAUCCAUUCAUGAUGGAUCGAUGGGAUUAUGGUUGAUGGACAGCGGUUGGACGAAGCUAUUUGCCUUUACAUCGUUGGAAGAUGUCCCGACACCGUUGCAAUAUUGGAGAGGCAGCAGCCAUGAUGAGCUGCUUCUUAUGGUUUCUCAGGAAGGCCGCCUGUUCACAUUCGACCUCAAUACAGAAACCCAAGAGUAUGUUCCGGUUUGCAGCAUGGAUGACUACCAAGACUCUAUCUUCCACAAGUAUGUUGCAGAUUGGGGCGGAGACCCGGAUUGUUCGCAAGUAGUUGUGUGUGUGGGUAACAUAGUUCCCUUAAACAGAAGCAACCAGUGCUAG